UAGGAAAUAACGAUCACAGUUAAUGAGGGCCGCUCCUGAAUGCCAUCUUCCGAAGGACGGUCGUGAACAAAGUUCAAUCCCGAUCCUUUUAAUCGCUAUAAUAAAUCACUGUUGGCGAUUUUGCACAUCAUCUGUAAUUAGCACCGUACAAUCACAAGAAAUUUGAACAGGAGGGGCACGAAAGUUCGUGUCCAAAACGGAACGAACGAGGAACUAGAUCAGAAAAUGAUUAAAUUAGAAAGCAUUGUAAUGCCUACAUGUCCGUGCCUCCUCCAUUUCCGCAUGUGCUUUCAUAAUCCUGCGAUGUUGCCCGUGAAAAUUAAUUAGCGUUAUAACAGUACGGAUCGCCAUAUCGACAGUUCGUGUCGUGUUAUUCAAAUCAUGGCUUCAAGAUUUAAACUUCAUGAAACACACCUGGAAAAUAUUUAGAAGAAUCUUUGUUUAAGACUUGAACUUUACAUUCAGUUAUUCAAACUAUGGUUUCUAAGAUUUAAACUUCAUGAAACUCACCUGGAAAAUAUUUAGAAGAAUCUUUGUUUAAGACUUGAACUUUACAUUCAGUUAUUCAAACUAUGGCUUCUAAUUGUAAGAUUUAAACUUAAGACUCGUCCUUUAUUUCCAGUUAAUCAAACCAUGGCUUCUAAGAAGAUGAUACCACUGCCAUAUCCCUUCUCCCUCGAGGCCGAGUUGAAGAAGAAUCCGGAAAUAAAGAUGUCGGACAUCGAGAUGCUGAGGGAAUGGUGCGAGAAGCAGCAACAUCUACCGAAGAUUUCCGAUUUGCUGCUGAUAAUGUUUCUACACAGCAAUUACUACAGCAUGGAGGCAGCCAAAAAUACGGCAGAGAACUUCUUCACCAUCCGAUCCCACGUCCCUGAAUUCUUCUCAAACAGGGAUCCUCUGGGAUCGAAGGAAGUGCGUCAAGCAUUCAAUACUGUAGCCAUCAACGAAUUACCGAGUACUUCAAAGCAAGGUUACAAGAUACUUCUCUCGAAGUUAGUGGAUCCUGACCCGGCGCAUUAUUCCUUUGAUGAAGUCACGAAAUAUUUCUUCAUGGCAUCCGAUUUAAUUGGACUGAAUAACGGUACCUGCGACGGAUACAUUUUUAUCGGGGACUCGGCUAAUUUGAGUCUCGGCCAUGUGGGUCGUUUGAGUGCUAUGGGGAUGAAGAAGUUGGUUAUGUACGUCCAAGAGGCAAUACCCGUGCGAUUGAAAGGGAUUCAUUUCAUCAAUACACCGCCUGUGAUGGAUGUGAUACUCAAUAUGGCGAAACCUUUCAUGAAGAAGGAACUUUGGAACAUGAUACACAUGCACUCAUCGUUGAAGACGUUAGAGGAACACGUAUCCCUCGAUGCGCUUCCUAAAGAGAUGGGUGGCAAAGCGGAUUCGGUGUCCACGUUGCAUGACAAGUUGACGAAAGAAAUCGACAGUAAACGAGAAUGGUUCAUCGAGGAGGAGAAACUGUCUCGGGUGGAUGAGUCAUCGCGUAUCGGCAAAAGUAACAUUGCGAAUGACCUGUUUGGAGUUGAGGGCACUUUCAAGAAGCUUGACAUAGAUUAAAAUUAUUUUUUACUAAUAUUUCCUUGAAAUAAAUAAGGCAGAUAUGAGCUUUGAAGCUUGUACGGUCGCCUCUGCUGUAUGUAUUAUUUGAGGCUUCAGUGUGAUGCUUCACUAAUGAGAACUUUUUUAUUUAAGGUUCGAGAUUUUUAAAAAUCUCAAACGGUAUUAGAUUGUUACUAUUUGCAUCAUUAGUUAAUUAGGACAACGUACAGUUUCUAAUUAAAUAUAACGGUGCCUUCA
Megachile rotundata (alfalfa leafcutting bee) is the source of this 1797-nucleotide messenger RNA. RefSeq lists its product as uncharacterized. The record is from RefSeq and is a predicted model, not a curated record. Gene Ontology annotation, cellular component: membrane. Gene Ontology annotation, molecular function: phosphatidylinositol bisphosphate binding. NCBI's taxonomy places the organism in Eukaryota, Metazoa, Arthropoda, Insecta, Hymenoptera, Megachilidae.